Trypanosoma grayi is the source of this 8493-nucleotide messenger RNA. RefSeq names its product phosphatidylinositol 3-related kinase. Gene Ontology annotation, molecular function: protein serine/threonine kinase activity; protein binding. NCBI's taxonomy places the organism in Eukaryota, Euglenozoa, Kinetoplastea, Trypanosomatida, Trypanosomatidae. The transcript has a single exon. Gene Ontology annotation, biological process: telomere maintenance; DNA damage checkpoint signaling; protein phosphorylation. The coding region runs from base 1 to 8493 and encodes 2830 amino acids. Gene Ontology annotation, cellular component: nucleus. The record is from RefSeq and is a predicted model, not a curated record.
AUGAAGCACGGAAACGCCUUGGGCGAGGCGCAACGGCAGUCCGCACCGUGUCGUUUAUCCGCUGCGGUGAAGCGCCCGCGCGACUCACUGGAGAACUCCGAACCGAUCCGCGAAGCGGUAUGGGCGUUUGGGGAGCGGGCCAUGCAGCUGGAGGCGGAGGUUUUCGCCGCCAACGGCCCUUCUGCCACAGCUCGGGUGAAGGUGUGGAAGCUUUUGCUGGAUCUUCGACCGUUCAUCUUCGCCGCGCUGCCGUCGAUGGGAUACGAAAUCCCUGAGCCAAUGCGUAAGUCGUGUCACGCGGACAUGCGGCGUGUGAGGAAGUACGUGUGGAUGACCCUCCGCGUGUACAUGAGCGUUGCCCGCCUCGGGGGGGCUGUGCCCGACGCCCUGCUCCACUGCGUACUCUCCCUCUUGUCGCUUCUUCCUGCUGUGGGGGUCCUAUCGCUUCCGUGUGCCGCCGACGAGAGGUUCUUCUUCGACGGCAUUCAGUUCACCCUCACGGCGCUGCGCCUCCGCUAUCCGUUCCUUUUUUCCAAGCUACUGAGCGGGCUCCUUCGGGAGGACACCAUGGGUGCAUUUAUCUUCUCUUCCACGCAAAGGGGGCCCUCAACGAGCGUGCGUUGCACUAUUGAAAUCGCAGACCCACCGGAGGUUAGUGGAGUGGCGGCCGAUGCAAAGCAGCUAUUCACAUCCACUAUAAUCGCAGAAACACCAUAUGAACGACUGUGUGUUGCGCGAGGACUUUGCAACGUCAUGGGUGUAAUUUUUUCAUUUUGCGUUCCGGUGCAACCCACACUGCGUGAAAGAAGUGUUGUGCUUCGUUUGGCGUGCAGUUGGCUCGCUGUGGAUGUACGGGAGGGUUCUGUGGCAAGAUGGGAAAGGGGAAGCGCAAACACGCCGGCUGAGAGGAAAUCCAGCGGGUCCAAGAGCAGCGAGGACGAGACCAACCCACUGGUUGUGAUCCACACGACGGCUACAUCCUUGCUACAGACAAUGUUAGAGAAAGGGCUCCUUGUGAAGGUGCUGCAUGGACCCAUGCUGCUGUACACACUGACGCAGAACCUGUACGAGGCUUCGCAGAUGAAGUUUAGUGGUCGAGAGACGCUCUGGGAGUUAAAGUUUCUCCGUUGGCUUGUUGAAAAAGAUGAUAGCUAUAAUGCUUUACCGCCGCAGGCCGUCAGUAAUAGUUUGAGCAAGUCAAGGCCUCUAGAGACAUCAGAGGCUUCUUUCUCAUCGCGUGAAUGGUUAACUGAGUUCUUUCUUCAGACAAGAAUUUCGGUCGAUGCGAUUUUCGCGUUGAUCGGAGGCACCAAUAAUCAGGAAGGGUUAGAAGUGUAUGAGAUGGCCGCGUUGCUGUUGUCCCUGCUCCGCGAGGCCGUAUUACGCAAAAAUGGAGUGGACAGACUUGUGGAGCUGGCGUUCUGUGAUGUUGGUGCUGAAUUGGUAGAUGCUGUGCUAGGGGUGCGCGUCAUGCUGCCCAUGUUGUGGUUUUCAGACAUGUCUACACGUGUAUGUGUGUUGUACCAACUUUUUGAUCUAUUCCCAGAGGAUAUUGUCGCAUCACUUUUGAGGAAACACCUCUCGCACCGUUGUGUGUAUGAGGCAGCGUCGGGACACGUGCUAGCUGCCGCAAACGCAUCUGUCCUCCUCAAUGAGGGCGACGCAGCACAAGCUGCUCUUCUACACGACGCGUGGACGCGGUUGCUUAGUACGGGGGCUGACGAGGCACUGGAUGCCGUUGUGAUUCUCGCCCGCGUGGGUGAGGGCGCCGAGGUGGAGCGGGCGGUGGAGGAGUUGCUGCGAGUGUUGGCCGCACGCCGUGCGGUUGUGCGCUGCCCUGAACCACCGCUGCGGCUCUCACUUCUUUACGCGGAACUGCUGAGGAAGCUGCCGCUGCAAAAGAGUGCGCUGGCCGUCAUUGUGGACGCAAUCCGGGCUCAGAUGACAGAGCAGGAGGUGGGCCUCUGGUGCCUACUCGGAAUCGUCCGUGGCUUCAGGGAACGCGUUGCUCGGCGCUGUUAUCACAGCACAGGCACUGCGUCAGCGCAGCGGGUGAGGCGGGAGGAAGCAGAUACGGGGAUGAACACCGUAGUGGAGUCUCUGGAGGAAAUCCGUGUUGUUCUCGACGCGCUGAAUUUGUUUCUACCCGUGCUUACAGCUGAAGAUAGCAACGACGAGAGCAUUGGUGUGGAGCUGCAGAUUCUGUUUUGGGAGCAAAUGGUGGCACUCAUGACAGAGGUGUGUGCCCUACACGAGUGGAUGCGUUCACAUGUAUCAAGGAGUGACUGCAAAGAGAAGAAAAAACGCGUGGAUGCGAAUGCCUCUGUUGGGAAAGAGGGCCAUGGGCUUGACCUGAGCGAUGACGUCAUUGUUGUGACACCCAAUGAUCAACUACAGCAGCACGAUGCAAAUGUUGUUGGUGGUGAUGAGAACGACAUGGAGAGUGGGUCCAGCGACAGCGUGGACAAGUUGCUGCGUGGUAUCGCAGCAGGAGUGGAGGGAUUGGGCUGGGCGGCGCACACACUUUUCCUCGCGAGGCAAGUCGUGGUGGGUGGCGACACGCUGAGAGAUAUGUUUUUCGCUUUCAUCUGUCUGUCUGUAGCAGUGUUCCCUGUGCGGUGGAGCGCAAUGGAGGGACUUGUUUUGUUGCACGGCAUGGGCCAUCGCACAGCUUCGAUUCGCGGUGGCUAUGCUGCUUUGGUCGUAUUUCUGCAGUUCACGCGAUGGGGCGCUGCCGAGGCGGUGCAAUUCUUCCGUGAGAGUGUUUCGCGUUUACAGGAGGCAGGGGAAGCGCAGCUUCUGCUUCUGCAGCUUGAAACUCUUCGGGCCGCCUUCAGUGAUGAGUGGCAAGCUACUCUCCGACAGGGUGUUCGCCCCGGCGAGCACUCUGCUGGCGUCACAUGUCUCCCGCUGAGUGUUGCCUCGUCGCCGCGGCACGGGCGGGACGACACAGCAUGCUGUGAGAUGCUCCACGUGUGUGCAGGGAUUUGGGAGCACAAGAACGCCACUCCGGCAUCGAUGUCCGCCGCCUUAGAUGCGGCCCGCGCAAUCAUGACACAUCUGAAGUGGUGGGUGAAUGACUUGUGCUGGAGGGAUCCAGGUGUGAUUCACACAUCGUUUUUCAAGGCCAUGUGCAACGCGGAACAGAAGGAUGUGCAGCACGUUGUGAUGAACCAUCUCGAUGAUAUUCUGCCCCCCUGUCUGCUUUCAGAGGACGGAGCGGAGAAUCUUCAGGGGAUUCGCGCGCUACUCGGUGGGGAUUUCUCUCUGGAACGAAAUAUUUCUGGAGCUAUUGCGCACAUCUUACUCGAGGAUGCGCGGGCACCCCCUUCGGUGAAACUGGAGAAGUUGAACAGUCUCUUUGGAGUCGUUGGAAAGCAGCUGCGGGAGCUUCCCAAGGUGAUUGAGCACUCACCCAAGUCACUCAUUGUGAGCCUGAUGUACCUUGAGGGCGGAAGGCGGCUGCGCAAGGAAGGUAUGGGACAGCACAGCGACAACAACACGGACUGCAGCUAUCAGAACAGUAAAGGGGGUGCACUUUCUGAGUUUGAUAUCGCCGUGGAAUUGGCGCUCUCUAUUGGCGAGUGUGGUCCACUCGCAUCUGACAUUGCACAAGCGUUGGAGAUGCCGACAGAGGGGGCGAUGGAACAGAGAGCGCUGACGAAGUACGUCUUUGGCGUCUUAGACAAGGUAGCGCUCAGUCUUGGCGUCAGUGAUGGCGUGAGUACGAGCUGCCUCGUCUCCACGUGCACGGCGCAGCGAUGGCUCUACGGACUCAGAGCGCUGAUCCACUACCUCGGCGGGCACGCCACACUUAUUGCGCCGAAGUUACCCGCCAUCUUGGAGGAGUGCAGUAUGCAGCCGCAGCUCAUUCGAUCUGUGUGUGCCGUGUGGCGUGAUCUUCUUCUUAACUGUACGGUGGACUACCUCAAGGAACACUCUCCCGCCAUUGUGGUGGACCUCCUCAGCAUGGAACAACAGGCCGAAGGGGAUGAUAGCGAUGCUUUGUUGCUGCUUGAAGCAGCCGUGCGGGUAGUGUAUGAAGGUUCCUCAGAGGAAGUCUUUUGGAAGUCCUACUUCAAAGUGAUGAGUCACACAAGUAUGCUGAUUCGUCGUCUGCGGGACGACAGUGGCAAGUCGCUAUCCUGUAAAGUGACACCAGACGUGGCGGCGUACUCACCACUCAAAGAUUCCAGUGCAGCGGUUGUUGUGGCUGGUUUCCUCUCAGUAAUGCAGUCUAGUUCCAUUAAAUGCAAGGAAAUGUUUGUGUGUGCGCUAUACGAGUACCUUUCGACAACGGACAGCACAGGACGGAUGGAAAUGACUCAUGUUGCUGGAGCAAGCGCACAACUAAUCCCCACACUUUUGAAAUGUGCAUGUGAGUUGCGGGAGGAGUAUGCUCAGUACGUCUUAGCCUGUGUUGGGAUGAUAGGCGCCAUUGCGUACUCGCACACCACAAUACCAGGGGAUGAUGAGCAGUCCCUCCAACGGGGCAACGCAGCACCGUCAUCAAAGGCCCGAUUUGCCACCACGUUGCAGCCAGAGAAGUUUCUGCCAGAGGACGUGCUGAACUGGCGCACUCUGGCGCACAAGUUGCUCAGUGUACACUGCCCACGUGCACUCGCGAACACUGCAGACCCCACAAUGCACGACCGUGCCGCCUUUGGUGUGCAACAGCUGCUUCGCGUGUGCGCUGAUGCCGAACGGAAGUUGAACGGCCACCUGCCGCUUCUGGAACGAGAGGUAUUAUACGUGGAGGAGCUGCAGCGCUAUGCGUGGUGGUCACACUUGGACCCGACGUGCCGGCAGAUGCUGGAGGGCUAUACCACGACGGAGUACACCGCACGCAUCCUUCAGAAAGCAGAGCCGCACAGCCCUGUGUAUACCACAGGGAUGACAUUCCACGUUUGGCUCAAGGCGUGGUUCUGUGAUCUUGCCCUGCGAUGCGACGGUGUGUUUGGACACAUGAUGGAUGCGCUGCGCAACAUGGCAAAGGCAGACCAUGCCCUCAUGUCUUUUCUGAUACCCCACAUCAUCGUGCGCCUUGUUCGGGAUGGGAACAACAUUCACAAAGAUGCUGUGAUUGAUGAAUUGAACGUGCUACUCAGGACAGCUUCAACAGCCACUUUAAGUGGGAAGGAAAAGGGACUUUCACUUCACUCGCAGAAUCUCAUUAUGGAGGUUGCUACAUCUACCGCGGAGGCACAUAGUGUGGAAGAGCAUGUGCAGCAGGUUUUUCACUUUCUAGAAGAUAUUGAGCACUUGUGUUUAGUUUUGCUACGUGCGGUUCGUGGCGGGAAUCCGAAAUUCUCGGAGGACAUCAACAAGAGCGAUGUGGUAGCUGUUAUUGAGGCGUGCCAACACUUCCUUUCCCGUAUAGAGUGGACAACGAGGGUGGAGGCUGCUGUUGCUAUUGGGAGUAAUAUGCGUGCCCUGCGGUACAUUGAGGGUCAGCGGUAUUUGCCAACAGUCAGUGUGGUCAUCCAGGAGAAUCUUCCGCUUCAGCAUAUAUUUGCCGCGUUGGGCGAUAGGGACUCGUCACGCAGCCUUCACCGGACACAGGAGCUCCAACCAGAGGAUGCAGCUUUCUCGUAUGAAAACAAUGGAGAAUGGAAUUUGGCGCUGCAAGCGUGCGAGUUGGUGCUACAACAACGUCCCAACAGCGUCACCCAUCAGCUUACUGCACUCCACUGCAUGCAACAACUGGGGCAGCUACAUCUCAUGUCUCGCUACAGCCAGGCACUUCUGGUACAGUCCACGCGCUCCCCCAGCGAUGGGGAAGGGUCUGAUGAGUGGUGCUGGCAGGCACAACCAGCAGCAUUGCAAAACUACGCUAAUGAGGCAGCGUGGCGUCUCGCCGAAUGGGAAACUAUAGAGACACGUCAAGAUCUCCCUGUGAGUCUUGCGCUACCGAUGGUCUCCUUCACCAACUUUCUUGAGACAAAGGGCACACUGGAGGAAGUUCGCCUUGCGUGUGCGGCACAACGUCAGAAGAUUGCACCCGUCAUUCGUGCAGCUUGUCGAGAGAGCUACAUUCAGGUUUACCCGCAUGUGGUGGUACUGCACGCCCUAACGGACGUUGAAACCGCGGCGGAGUUCGUUGCCGCCUCACGGACGUCCUCUCUGGGGCAGGACGACGAAGUGACUUCAUUCCACUUGAGCUCUAGUGUGGAUGCCAGACGACUGCAGGAGUUUGAAUCCCUAUUGAGUCAACGUGCCGCUUUAACCGACACCACUCUAGAGACUCAGGAGCUCUUAAUAUCUGUCCAUCGCUCCAUUUAUCGGUCCUUUGGCAUGACUGAAGAGGUGACCAAGACGUGGAUGCACCACGCAAAGUUACUGCGCAACGAAGGUUUUCUGGAGGCCGCACUAACUGCUGCAAAGCAGGCAAGAUUGGGCGAUGGAUUUAUCGACACGUCGUAUUACACCACACUGGCGAAACUUUUGCAUGAGAUGCAUAUGCCGAAUCAGGCCAUUGAGCUCGCUGAAGAUCUAGCCAACAACGGAGAUAUCCCCUCGGUGACUCGCGCAAAGCUGAGGGUGCUUGUCACGAGAUGGAGGCAAGACAUUAGCUACCAAACGUCGCAAGAGGCCAUCACAGCGUAUGAGUCUGCACUACAGAUGCACGCCACUGAAAAAGCCCACCACUAUCUUGCCUUGUUUUACGACACCUUGUACCACUCCGCGCUAGAGUCGAAGACAAUGCCGGAGAAGGCCUCUCAAGAGGAGGAAAACAAGAAGGUGGUGAACACCGUCAAGUCAUAUGUACUACGGGCAAUUGACCACUUUGGGAAGGCGUUGCUGUUGGGCGGAAAAACGGUGACCGUGUCUCUUCCGCGUAUGCUUACGCUGUGGCUCAACUGUACUGUGCUUCUGUCGGCGAUAGCAGCAGAUUCAUCGCGGAGCUCAGCCCACGCCGCCUCCGUGAUGCAGGAGUUGAACAGCAUGAUGGAAAGGUAUCUUCUUGACAGUAGUGUAAAGCUGCCGGCUACCCUCCUCGUUACGGCACUGCCGCAGCUGCUGUCACGCAUUGGGCAGGACAACGCCAGUGUGGUUGGCAUUAUAACGCGGACGGUGGUUGACCUCAUGAUGACAUUUCCUCAGCAAUGUCUGUGGCAGGUGCUGCCGAUUGCAUUUAGCAAGCAGACCGGUCGCAGUGAGACGGCGCGUCAAGGCAUUGUCGCACAAUUUCUGAAACUUGUCCCGGCAAUGAAGAAAAUGGUGGAGAACAUGUCGGCUCUUUUCAAGUCUCUUAUUGAUCUCUGCAACUGCCCUGCGACGUCCCUUACAAGUGGUCGUACGUCAUCGGAGGGGUCGCUCGCUGGGCAGUCGUUCAUUCAGAAAAUCCAGCGGAUGCUGCCGUCGGCAGGCAUCAUCCUACCGACGAUGGCGAACUUGUCGCCGAAUGUCAUGUGUGUCGCAAACACCAAUGCCGUAUUCUCCGGUUCCGCGACGUUUCAGAGUUUUGAGGACCGUGUCGUUAUUAUGCAUUCACUACAAAAGCCGAAGCGUAUCACGGUAAUCAGCAGUGAGGGUGCCCGGGUUCCUUUUUUGUGCAAGUCGAGGGAUGAGCCCCGCAAAGACAUGCGCAUGAUGGAGAUCGCAUCUCUGAUGAACACCUUCUUCCUUAUGGAUCCCGAGGCGCGGCGGAAGCGAUUUUCAUUGCGUCGGUACGCUAUUGCUGCGCUUACCGAUGACUGCGCUGUUAUUGAAUGGGUGAACAACCUCAGUCCAUUCCACAAGGUUGUGGAUGAGUGCUACCUCUUGAACGGAACAGGUGUACGAAUCUCUCAGGUCAAGGCGUGGAAGGCACAGGUGGAUUCUGGUAACCUCAGUAAGAUGGACAUGUUCGAAAAACACAUUCUUCCCCGAACCCGACCGGUGCUGCACAACUGGUUCCACAACAACUUCUUUAGCCAUCAGGAAUGGCACCAGGCGCGGACCAUCUACACACAGGCAACUGCACUCUGGAGCAUUGCGGGGCACAUUGUUGGGCUUGGGGACCGACAUGGCGAGAACCUGAUGAUUGACCUGCGCCACGGGGAGUUGAUGCAUGUUGACUUCGCUUGCAUGUUUGACAAGGGUGAGAUGCUCGAGGUGCCCGAGCGGGUGCGGUUUCGUCUGACGCAGAACGUUGUGGACGGAAUGGGCGUGCUGGGCGUUGAUGGACCGUUCCGCAUCACCUGCCAGGUUGCGCUGCGCUGCCAAAUGAAAAACAAGACUGCCGUUAUGAGUGUUGUGGAAACACUACUUCACGAUCCUCUUGUGGAGUGGAAGCGGCAAUCGUCGACAUCGAGGGACAGGUUUGACCCGAAACGACUAAUUGAGCGCGUCUCACGACGACUAGAUGGUUUUCUUGACCUGUAUAGCCCCAACCACGAGAAGGACACGCUGGCGCUCGGGUGUGAGGGCCAAGCCUCGCGCUUGAUUAGUCACUCCUCUGCUCUCGAAAAUCUCUCUGAGAUGUACAUCUGGUGGAUGGCGUGGUUGUAA